AUGGAUCCCCUUUCCGACCCAGAUACCAAGAUGGCCAAUCCGGAGAAGCCCAUCACCGAUGAGGAGCAGCUGGCAGCCCUGGGCCAUGUGCAAGAACUUCGCCGUGAAUUCUCGUUGUGGUCCAUUGUAUGCCUCCAGAUCUCUAUGAUGGCCACCUGGGAGGCCCUGUCAUCUGUGGUGGCCACGGCCUUGACCAACGGCGGCGCCCCGUGUCUGUUCUACAAUUAUAUCAUCGCCCUGAUCGGGACCAUUCUGAUUGUACUCUCACUGGGAGAGAUCGCCUCCAUUUAUCCCACUGCGGGGGGUCAAUAUCACUGGGUGCACUGCCUCACCCCUCCCUCCUAUCAAGCCACGGCGUCAUGGUUCACUGGAUGGAUCUCCAUCGGUGGUCAGCUUGUCUUCUCUGCCUCGGCCGCCUUUGCAGCAGGACUGCAGUUGCAGGCUCUCAUCACGCUUAACCACCUCGACACAUACACACCGCUGCGAUGGCAAGGGAUGCUCUUCUAUUGGGCCAUUUUGGCGUAUUCUGCAGCGCUGAAUGUAUGGGGAUCGAAGAUCCUGCCACAUACCAACACUGCCGCAGGCAUACUGCAUGUCGUUGCCUUCAUUGCGAUCGUGGCAGUGCUGGGCUCCAUGUCCUCCAAACAUUCCGCGGAGUAUGUCUUCACACAGUUUUCCAACACCAGUGGCUGGACAAACGACGGUGUUUCCUGGCUCGUUGGGCUCUUGAGCACAGUGUACCCCUUUCUCGGAUAUGAUGCCGCGUGCCACCUGAGCGAAGAGCUCCCCAAGCCUUCCCGGAAUGUACCCUUAGCCAUGGUGGGGAGCGUGGCCAUCAACGGCAUGAUCGGCUUGGUCUAUACAAUCGUGCUCUUAUUUGCCUUGGGUGACCUCGAUGGACUGUUGGCCUCCAAGAUUGGUUUUCCUUUCAUGCAGCUGUUUCUUAAUGUCACCAACUCUGCGGCAGGGGCGUCUAUCCUGGCGCUGUGCAUCAGUGUGAUCGCGCUGGCCGCCAAUGCUGCCUGUGUGACUUCCACCAGCCGUACCGCGUGGGCCUUUGCCCGCGACAACGGCCUGCCGGCCUCGAAAUUCUUUUCGGCGGUCAGCCCGACCCUGAAGGUUCCGGUACGCAUGGUGCUCGCCGUCUCUUUUCUCCAGAUGCUGCUGGGGUUAAUCUACCUCGGGAGCUCCACUGCCUUCAAUGCCGUGCUCUCCAUGGCCAUCUUAGGCAUGUAUGCCUCCUACUUUUCGCCCAUUCUGUUCAUGUUUCUCUAUGGCCGACAGGCCUCCGCGCUGGUGGUCCGCGGGCUGGGAUCGGGCAGUUUCGACUUGGGACCGCGUUGGGGACCUGUGGUGAACGUUGGCGCAAUGCUGUGGUUGAUUCUGGCGAUGGUGUUUAGCACCUUCCCGACGGUUGAGCCGGUGACGCCUGUCAACAUGAACUAUUGCGUCGUCGUCACGAUGGGGUGGAUGGUGAUCGGAGCUGUGUAUUACUAUUUGUUUGGGGGGAAGAAACAUUUCACCGGCCCCGUAGUGGCGCUGACCGAAGGACUGUGA
Messenger RNA from Penicillium argentinense, 1557 nucleotides. Its product is annotated as Amino acid/polyamine transporter I. The transcript is spliced from 5 exons. Gene Ontology annotation, biological process: transmembrane transport. Gene Ontology annotation, molecular function: transmembrane transporter activity. Lineage: Eukaryota; Fungi; Ascomycota; Eurotiomycetes; Eurotiales; Aspergillaceae. The coding region runs from base 1 to 1557 and encodes 518 amino acids. The record is from RefSeq and is a predicted model, not a curated record. Gene Ontology annotation, cellular component: membrane.